CGCGCCGCCGCUCGUUUCUCUCCCUGUCCAUUCUUUCAUUUCCUAUGCCGAGGAUUCGUAGGCAUUGACUGCGUGGAACUCGUUCUUUCUCGCCCCCUCCUAGUCCUGUCGUCUCUUGUAUUUCCACCCCAUUCCUCCUGGCACGCUCCAGAACGACUGAUAAGCUCGCCCGAUCCACUGGCAGCUAUCUAUCUACCUACUUGUCCAUAUCCCUAAAAAGGCUACUCGGUCCGUCCGAAGAUCAGAAGGCAUCGAUUGGCAAUCCUCGCCCUAUUAAUCGCAAACCCACCCGUAUGCGGUAAACCUGGGGAAUGCCGGAGUCUAUGAGGCCCCAACAACGUUAGCUUCUAGCCUAGCAGGCCGGAUCUUCGGACGAAAAAGACUGAAUCAUGGCCUCCUCAUACGCCCUACCGCAGCCUCCCUUACCAUACAACCACGGGCAUUCGCACUCACACUCGCCCUCACACUCACACUCACCUCCGUCCUUUGGCCACUCGAGGUCAGGUCGCUCCCUAAGACAGCAAUCGAUUCAUGACCACGACCACACCCACGACCACACACAUGACCACAAUCACGACCACAAUCACGACCACGCCAGCGAGCAUGUCGGCCACGACGCGCAAGCGCAUGUUUACCGAAACAUGACACAACACCGAGCAAAUUCGUACGUAACAGUACAGAGACGUGAGAGGCGACCGUCUCCCCUUAGGCAUAGCGAGGAGCCGAUAAGCCCGGAGGGAAUUGGGAUAAAAGACCCGCUGGUAGUACCGAAGUAUGAGGCGCCUGCUGGUGCUAUUUUCCCCGAUGACCACAAACACGACGACCAUCACGGCCACGAUCACGCACAUGGAGCGGGUUAUUCGAAAUUUACGGCAUUGCUUCUGCCUUAUACGUCGAGGUGGCCGUUGAUUCACGCUAUCAUGAUGGAGAAAGACUCGCGUCGUAUUUUCUAUUUUAUGGGGGUUAAUUUCUCGUUCAUGGCUGUCCAGGCUGUUUACGGAUACCUCACCGAUUCGUUGGGGCUUCUCAGCGAUAGCAUACAUAUGUUUUUCGACUGUGUAGCUCUCGCCGUGGGGCUUUUCGCGUCCGUUAUGAGCAAGUGGCGGCCCAGUGAAAGAUUUCCCUACGGCUUCGGGAAAAUUGAAACACUAAGCGGGUUUGCGAAUGGUGUCUUUCUGAUACUCAUCAGCGUCGAGAUUAUGAUCGAGGGGUUUGAGCGGUUGCUCGAAGGACGAGAAACCAAAAGGCUCCGGGAACUAUUUAUUGUUAGCACCUUGGGCUUAGUGGUCAAUCUCUUGGGUAUAUUCUCUUUCGGCUCCCAUGGCCAUCAUGGGCACAGUCACGGCCACGACCACAAUCACGGACACAGCCACGGUCACAAUCACGAAAAAGACCACAACCACGAUUGCCACGCGCACCAAGAGCACAGUCACGAUCACAGCCACGGUCACGCUCAUUCGCACCACGGUCAUGAAAAUGAGAAUAUGCAUGGGAUAUACCUGCAUAUCCUCGCAGACACACUAGGGAGUGCAUCGGUGAUCAUAUCGACCAUCUUGACCUAUGUGAUCCCGUGGGCCGGCUGGGACCCUCUGGCUUCCUUCCUGAUCGCGUAUCUGAUUCUCAUCACGGCAAUCCCAUUAGUGAAAUCGUCGGCGCGACGACUGCUGCUGACGAUACCAGCGGAUACGGAAUACAAUCUUCGCAACACGCUGUCCGAGAUCACCAACCAGCGAGGCGUCGCCUCCUACUCCGUGCCCAAAUUCUGGGUAGAUGACGGCGCAGGAAGCGGGACUGGUGGCAAACUGCUAGGAGUGGUGCACGUAGCGGCGGUUCGUGGCGCGGACCAGGAGGAAGUUCGCGAGAGGGUGCAGAAUUACUUGGGUAAACACGGCAUCGACCUUACGAUCCAGGUGGAGAGGGAAGGCGACACGAGCUGCUGGUGCGGAAUGGGUCGGCUCAACGCCAUUGCGGCUAAGGGACUGGGCGGAUAUUGAGAGGGCGGAGUUGCGGAUUAGCGGAAACUGACGACUGGUGUGGUUGGUUUUAUAGUCGAGGUUCCCUUGGACCGGGCCCAGGGAGAGCGUGCCAUCGGAUCCGCCGCGCUCCCGUCUAAUGCGGUCUGUGUAACCGCGUGGCUCUUGAGGAUCCCCGCUUUCAUUGUAGUUGCGUCAGAAGCGAUGUCGAUUUCGGACACGGGACUGACAGGAUAGGGGGUGGGGAGUAGACCGGGACGAGGGGUGAUAGAUUAUACAUACCCACUAUAUGUGUGAUAUGCCUGCCUAUCUAUCGAAGGGUGCUCACCUAGGUACACUAGUAAAUGUAGAUUUAUGACAUGCGGUCCUGGGGUAUGAGGAGUAAUAAUGCGCUUAAAAGGGGCGGAUCGGGACGUGUUGAUUAGCGCAAAGCGGCUUCGACAUUUUGCUACGUAACGCAGCCCUCGACUCCUAUCACGUCCCCGCAUAUCGGACAUUGGAUGUCUUCUCCUUUUCAUGCGGCAUCGGAGAACCGGUUUGUCACGACUUAAUAUGACGUAUCCCCCAACAGGUCCGUGGG
Durotheca rogersii is the source of this 2553-nucleotide messenger RNA. RefSeq names its product cation efflux protein. Lineage: Eukaryota; Fungi; Ascomycota; Sordariomycetes; Xylariales; Xylariaceae. The record is from RefSeq and is a predicted model, not a curated record. Gene Ontology annotation, biological process: intracellular zinc ion homeostasis; transmembrane transport; zinc ion transport. Gene Ontology annotation, molecular function: zinc ion transmembrane transporter activity. Gene Ontology annotation, cellular component: Golgi apparatus; membrane. The transcript is spliced from 3 exons. The coding region runs from base 390 to 1994 and encodes 534 amino acids.